UGAUAACUUCAGAGAAGUUCCGUAUUCACCUCUCCACAUGUAAAUAUCAUUCAAAAUGUCAACUUCUCUCAACACUAGACUACUUCAAAGACUGCUUAGACGGAACUUGGGUGUUUCAACAUGUGUAUGCAAGAAAGAUUCGACAAGAUACUUGGCAACAUCAAAACAUGUUUGUUCCAGUGACAUUGACAAACCGUCGCCGAGCAAAAAUCCAGGCACCCUUCGAGACAGGUUGAUCGACAACCCCCUUCCCUUCAAGUCUUUCCUUACCGGAGCAGCCCACAACGAUUAUGUGUCAACUUACACUGAAGAAGUCCCUUAUGCUCCUAUACAAAUACACGAGAAAGCAAGAAAAGUGUACUUUGAAACCUAUGGUUGCCAGAUGAAUGUGAAUGAUACAGAAAUAGCAAUGGCCAUCCUGGAGAAAAAUGGAUUUGAAAUGACCACAAAUGUGCAGGCAGCCGAUGUCCUGUUCAUGAUGACCUGUUCUAUAAGAGAGGGUGCAGAACAGAAGAUCUGGAAACGUCUUGAAUACUACAAGUCACUGAAAAAAAAACGAUCUUCCAUGAAAAUCGGAAUAUUAGGGUGUAUGGCUGAGAAUCUGAAGAAGAAGAUCAUAGAGAAAGACAAACUGGUGGAUAUCGUGUGCGGUCCUGAUGCUUACAAAGACCUCCCUCGUCUACUGGACGUCACAUCCACGGGCCAAGCAGCUGUAAAUGUGAUGCUGUCGUUUGACGAGACAUAUGCUGAUGUGAUGCCAGUCAGAGUAAAUAAAGAUUCACCUUCUGCUUUUGUGUCUAUCAUGCGCGGCUGUGAUAACAUGUGUACCUACUGUAUUGUGCCGUUCACUCGAGGCAGGGAAAGGAGUCGUCCCAUAGCAUCUAUAGUGGAAGAGAUUCAAACCUUGUCGGAUCAGGGGUUAAAAGAAAUCACACUCCUUGGACAGAAUGUUAAUAGCUAUUUGGACAAGUCAGAGUCUAAGUUUUAUGGAGGAUUAAGUGCUGAUGCUCAUACGAAAAACAGUUCAGGAUUUAAGACAGUUUACAAACCAAAGGUUGGAGGUCGACGAUUCAGUGACCUGUUGGACGCCGUUUCUAGAGUGGACCCCAGUAUAAGGAUUCGAUUCACCUCACCACAUCCUAAAGACUUUCCAGACGAGGUGCUGUAUCUGAUAAGAGAUCGGGCGAACGUCUGUAAUCAUAUCCACCUACCAGCCCAGAGUGGCAGUACUUCCGUACUCCAGGCCAUGCGACGAGGCUACACCCGCGAGUCCUACCUGGAACUUGUACAUCACAUCUGGGACAUCAUACCAGAUGUCUCGCUGUCCAGUGACUUUAUUGCGGGAUUCUGUGGUGAAACUGAGGCCGACCAUGUGGACACAUUGUCGCUGAUGGAAAUCGUACAUUACAACUUUGCGUACAUGUUUCCGUACAGCAUGAGAAAUAAAACACAUGCUCACCACAAGUUAAAAGACGAUGUUCCCGAUGAUGUCAAGAAACGCCGCCAUCUAGAGAUCGCUAAAACCUUCAGGAAGGGAGCUCUUAUGCGGAACCAAGCGCAGAUCGGACAGAAACAACUUGUUUUGGUGGAAUCUGUAAGUAAAAGAUCUACAGAUGACAUGGCGGGCAGGAAUGACGGCAAUACGAAAGUUAUCCUGGUCGGCUCCGGAACAACAGCUGUUAAUGGUUUAAACCUUAAACCUGGAGACUACGUAGUUGCUGAGAUUGCUUCCUGUUCAUCUCAGGUUUUACAUGGGCUACCAUUAUACACCUGUUCAAUUCAAGACUUUUACAGAUCUGAACACAGUUGUCAGGGCAACAACAACCAACAACAUACUGCUGUUGCCAGUUAGAUCUGAUGAAAGUGUUAUUUUUUUUGUGAUUCAUAUAUUCUACAUCAGUUGUUUUAUAAUUUUUGAGACAAUUAAAUGUGUUUUUAUUUUACAUUUAACUCAAUAAAUAAGUAAGUUGGCUGUG
This is a messenger RNA of Mizuhopecten yessoensis (Yesso scallop), 1976 nucleotides long. RefSeq names its product CDK5 regulatory subunit-associated protein 1-like. Gene Ontology annotation, biological process: negative regulation of cyclin-dependent protein serine/threonine kinase activity; tRNA modification. The record is from RefSeq and is a predicted model, not a curated record. NCBI's taxonomy places the organism in Eukaryota, Metazoa, Mollusca, Bivalvia, Pectinida, Pectinidae. The transcript has 12 exons. Gene Ontology annotation, cellular component: cytosol; mitochondrion. Gene Ontology annotation, molecular function: tRNA-2-methylthio-N(6)-dimethylallyladenosine(37) synthase activity; 4 iron, 4 sulfur cluster binding. The coding region runs from base 56 to 1852 and encodes 598 amino acids.